AUGAAGCUCUCCCUGCUGGCUCUGGCGCCGCUGGCGGCGGCCGGCGGCGGCGCGCGCGGCGCGAUAUCGGAGACGCUGGCCGACAAGCUGCGCGACCAGGGGCUGCCCGUCGCCAUCGACUUCCUGAAUGCCUUCAAGGUCCCGGACCUGCCGGGGAGCUGGGGCAUUUGGUCGUACGGCGUCACGGACAUCGCCCUCUGGAACGUCGGCGCGGACGCGGACAUCGCGCUCUCGCCCGUGAACGGCGCGGCGGGCGCCGUGCUCACGCUCUCGAAUCUGAAGCUAUCGGUGCAGGGGCACGUCUACGUGGGACCCAUCCCGUCGCUGAGCGGCGAGGCGAGCACGAACGCGGACGGCACGUCGGCCUCCGUCGCCAUCUCCGUGACGGCAGCGAACGGCGUGCCCGCGCUCGGCCUCGGGUCCUGCUCCGCGGACGUGCAAAUCGCGGACAUCGCCGUGAACGUCGACGGGCUCGGCGUGCUCGACGGCUUGGUCGAAGUCAUCGCGGACCACUUCAAGGGCUACUUGGUCGACGCGAUCAAGGACGCCAUCUGCUCCACAGGCGCGACCGCGUUGAUCUCGAACGUGAACGGCUUUUUAUCGACGUACGAUUACGAGUGGUCGACCGCGGGCGUUCUGCCCGCGCCGUGGGACGGAGCCGUCCUGGACUACCACCUGGCGGCGCCGCCGCCCGCGGAGACGGACCCGACGCUGUACGCCGACGUCGUGGCCGAGGCCUUCGAGGAAGACGGCACCAAGUCCGGGCUCGCCGCGCCGGAGCUCCCGGAGGUCGACAUGUCGGCGCGCGACGCGUCGGUAGUUGCGACGGCCUUCCCGGUGAACACGGCGCUGUGGACGUUCUUCGCGCAGGGCGCCCUCGCCUACGACGUGCCCCGGACUUUGGUGCCCGCCGGCAAGUGGUACGACGUCGACGUGCUGUCCACGAACUCGGCGCUGUAUCGGGUGCUCAUGCCGAAGCUGCACGACGCGUACCCGGACCGGAACCUGACGCUCCGGAUCCGCGCGGCCGGCGCGCCGCCGACCGUGGAGCUCGCCGCGGGCCGUGCCCUCGUCAACGCGUCGCGCGUGGACCUGACCUUUGUCGUCGCGCCGGCGAACGCGACGGACGAUCCCGUCGAGGCGUUCACGCUGACGGGGCCCUUCUCGACGACCGCGGCCGCGGCCGCCUACACGGACGCGGACGGCGCGGCCAAGGUCAACGCGACGGUCGCGGAGGUCGACCUCGACCUCGCGGCGGGCGAGUCACACUUCGGCGACAUCGGGCCCGCGUUCCUCGCGGAGAUCUCCAAGCCCGCCGUCGCGAUCGUCAACGACGUCGCGCUGCCCAAGCUCAACGCGUUCCUCGGCGCGGGCUUCGCGCUUCCCGUCAUCGACGCGGACGUCGCGGGCUACCACCUCCACGUCGCCUUCACGGAGCCCGAGCUCGCCCUCGACGCCGGCUACGCCCUCGUCGCCACGGACGCGGACAUCAAGGCAGCCCAUUCUGCGAUGAAGCUCGGAUUACUCGCGCUCGCGGCCGCCGCCGCCGCGGGCGACAACCUGCCGCAGGUGCCCUACCACGCGCGGGGCGCUCGCACGGGCUUCAGCAUGGUGCCGCGGUCGUCCUACGCGAGCCAGACCAUGGACGUGUUCCUCGACAUGUUCUGCGAGGAUUCCAAGGCCACGUGGCCGACGCUCAAGGCCCUGGCCGCGAAGAGGCCCGACGUCGAUAUCCGCAUCCAGCUCUUCCCGCUGCCCUAUAACUUUGGGACGUGGAUCCCGGCCCAGGCCUGCACCGCGGCCGCGCUCCUGACGAACUCGUCGGCGACGUUCGUGAAAUGCGUCGACGUCAUGUACAGCGGCACGAACCAGCACGACGUCAAGACGCUCGCGCUCGUCAACGGCACGACGACGGACAUCAUCGACGCGCUCGUCGCGCUCCUCGCGGCGCCGCUCGGCAUCCCCGGCGACGAGCUCCGCAAGAACGUCGAGAGCGACAUGGAAUCCGGCCCGCCGUCCUACACGUUCACGAAGCGGUCCCUCAAGUACGGCCAGAGCAACGGGAUCUUCGCGACGCCGUCGGUCCUGCUCAACGGCGUCCAGAUCUACGGCGCCGACCACGAGCACGACGGCGUCCACGCCGAGGGCGGCUGGAUCACCAUGGCCCUCGCGGACUGGGAGGCCAUGCUCGACCUGCCGACGGGCUAUCCCGAGUUCUAA
This is a messenger RNA of Aureococcus anophagefferens, 2220 nucleotides long. RefSeq lists its product as hypothetical. The record is from RefSeq and is a predicted model, not a curated record. The transcript is spliced from 2 exons. Gene Ontology annotation, molecular function: lipid binding. Bases 1 to 2220 code for a protein of 739 amino acids. NCBI's taxonomy places the organism in Eukaryota, Pelagophyceae, Pelagomonadales, Pelagomonadaceae.